GUCAUACAAUUUUUAGUUUAAUUAAUUAGUCAUGUUUCCGUUGGAUAAAAUUAAUAAAAAAAGAAUCAGCAGCAUAUUCCAGCGCAGAAGAGAGGCCGAAAAGGAGAAGGAUGAAGCCGAGGAUCAGCCACAGUCCGCAGCUGAACCGACAGCUCAGGCCAAGCCAAAAGGCAGAGAUGACAUAGAGAUAUUGCUGCCGCCGGCGCACGAGGGUGAGAUGCCCACUUAUUUCCACGUGGGUGGUUGGGCCAAGGAUUGUCUCACCAGCGGCUACAAGUUUGGUGUUUGGCAUUUUCGUUGCUCCACAAAGUUGGACAACGACGUCGUCUUGAGUAGUUUCGGAGAGGGAAAUCCCCACUUAACUUCCGUUUUUGGAGGCCUCGAGGUCUUCAAACAAUACGAAAAUGUUAACACAUCCCUCGCCUGGUUAACCAGCAACGAGUUGCAAGGGGAGCUCGGAGUGCGGGGUGAGCUGGCAGGCGGCAUAGCCCAUUCCCUUUUGAGGACAACACUUUUCAUGACGGACGAAUGCCAGCUCAAGGGCAAGCUGAAAGCCGGCUUCGAGCGGAAUCCCUUCAAGAUAGAGUUGUCGGUGCCCAUUGUAAAGGAGCCCACGUUGAUGGGGUACGUCCUUGUGGCGCCUGCUGCGAACUAUCUGCUGGGCUACCGUAUGGUCUACAGCCUCGCGGAGAAGGCAUUUGACAAGCACGCCUUCUGCUUUGGAUACAAUAACGAGUUCACCGAAGUGGGCCUCAAGCUGGAGAAUUUCAAAGAUCUGCGCGGUUCGAUCUUUCAGAGCAUUGGCGAGAGCUGGGCAGUGGCUCUGAAAAUGAACUUUUAUGGCGAGGAGCAGCUACAGAAGUUCGCCAUUGGAUGUCAAUACCAGCUUGAGGAUGGAUCCCUGUUGAAGGCCAAAAUUCGAGACGAUGGAAACGUGGGUGUCGUCUUUCAGACCAAAAUAGGCGAAAAUAUUGAAGUGAUGUAUCAUGUGGGCUGCGAGGGCAAAGCCCCGAUUAGUGGGCAUCAUAAGAUCGGCGCUUCCUGGACUUUUAACUGUUAGAUGUCUAAAUUAUAGUGGUUAAAUAAAAUAUUGUUUAUCGUUUGACUCAA
Molecule: messenger RNA, 1110 nt
Organism: Drosophila guanche
Lineage: Eukaryota; Metazoa; Arthropoda; Insecta; Diptera; Drosophilidae
Product: voltage-dependent anion-selective channel-like
Exons: 3
Coding region: 32-1060 (342 amino acids)
Biological process (GO): monoatomic anion transmembrane transport
Cellular component (GO): mitochondrial outer membrane
Molecular function (GO): voltage-gated monoatomic anion channel activity
Source: RefSeq, a predicted model, not a curated record